Drosophila eugracilis is the source of this 575-nucleotide messenger RNA. RefSeq lists its product as uncharacterized. NCBI's taxonomy places the organism in Eukaryota, Metazoa, Arthropoda, Insecta, Diptera, Drosophilidae. The record is from RefSeq and is a predicted model, not a curated record. Gene Ontology annotation, cellular component: extracellular region. The transcript has 2 exons. Bases 32 to 514 code for a protein of 160 amino acids.
ACAAACAGUUGUGGGUCUAACAGCAUUGAUUAUGUUCGCUCAAAAAUUUGGCUAUAACGCAGAUGGUUGGGUACUAAGCAUCAGCAACGAGAUUAGAUUCAAUAAAUUGGUUUUAAGGCACGAUACAAAGUUGAUAAGCCAAAGUGUCGGCUUCUCUUCUGACACUAGGUAUGUUGAGAUUCAGGCAAAGGGUACUGGUGCUGUUCUCAUCCAGAUAAGCCAUCAGUAUGAUUUGGAGGAGAAGGAAGCCAAUCCAAGCUAUAGGAUUCAGACUACAAUUAAGCCAAGGACUUCAUCAUCCAAACUGGAGCUAAACGUGUGCGUGGAUUUUGUGGAGAAGAGUAAGUUAAAGAAGUCCGGUAUGGCCAUUCUAGAGGUGUCCCUACCCUCAGGAUAUAUCUCGGACAAGUCCAGCUAUAAACAAAUUCUGGAUAUUGAACGAGUACGGUUUGUGGAUACGAAGAAUGAAAAAACCGUGGUAAUGGUGUACUUUGAAAAGUCUGACCAAGAAUGAAAUGAAAUGCAUUCCUGUCGAGGCGUACAGAGCAUUUGUGGUGACCAAUCUAAAGCCGUCC